UAAGGGAAGGAAGAGGAGAAGGAGACAAGGGAGUGAAGGUGAGAGGAGGUAAAGGAGAAGAUUUUUUUUCCAUCCCCCUCCAGCUGAGCUGGAGCGUUUGCAGCUGGAGGAGCAACGGAGGCAGGAGGAGGAGAGCGAGAUGCUGCAGGAGAUGGACGAGGACGAGAGGGUCGAAUACCUCCGCAGGAAGGAGGAGGAGGAGGAGGAGAGGAGGAAGAAAGAGGAGGAGAGCCGGAGGAGAGAAGAGGAGGCCGCCCUGUGGGCCGCGGAGGAGGCUCGGCUGCAGGCGGAGCAGCUCGCCAGAGAGGUGGCGCUGUUGCAGCAGCAGUUGGCCUUUAAACAGAGUCUCGCUUUGGAGGCCGGCGGUCUGGAGAAAAGUCAGGGAAUCUCCCGGCCGUGGAUUUACUCAUAUUUCAGUUUGCUGCAGCUGCUGGGUCUGAACCCGUCAGAAGACGAGACCUCCAGCUGAUUGAUGAAAUGAAAUGAGUCGGUUUGAUUUUAGAAAGAUCAAUAAAAUAAUCACCCGUCAAACCAUUUGAUUUCAUCCGUUGCAGUGAAGGAUGGUACAAGAGAAGUUCACAAUCACUUCGUCCUCUUGGCACAUGGAGACAAAAGACAAGACACAGUUAUUUUAGUAAAUUUCAAAACCUGCGGGAAACAUACGAAGAGAUCAGAAACUUCUCAAGGUCAAUAACCUGAGCAAAGAAUGAAAAUCUGUGUGUGUGUGUGUGUGUGUCAUUAUGUCAUACUGUCAUUUCAAAAAGCGCUGGGCGACACACAGAAGCCCAGAGAUGAUGCAAAGUGUCUGUAAUGAUCGUGUUCUGGUGUCACCUCCCUGGUGUGGCUCCUCCUCCGGGAACAGGACACUUCACAAAGCUAAUUACUGUAUGACUCAAUAGCUUCUGUGUGUUGUCUGCCUAGUGGGACAAAAACCUUGCACCCAAAAAGAUUUUAAAAAGUCAUAUUUUUGUGCAAUGUCAGAAUCUGUUGUUUCGUCAUUUGAGAUGAUUUCAACAUAGAGUUUUGAUGACGACCUCUGAGUGCGUACUGUAGCUUAGUAAGUUACAGUAGACACGCUCACUGUGUGAUAACCGUCAUUAUCCUGGGAGAGCGAUCAAACCGACUGCACUGCAGCGGAGGGGCCGAACCUUUGACACAGUAAACAACAAGUUUUUUUAAAGGUGCAUUUACUCAAAUUUAAGUUUGAUUUAACAAUUCGCAGAGGCGGGAAAAGUUGUUUUGUUUUAAAUGUUCAUUUUUAGUACAUUACAAGUAUUCUAGCCAUUAUUUACAGCCCAUGUGCACAAGGAGGGACAGGAAGUCUUGACAUGCUGGUGGCCCUGAAGUGCAAAUCACAAAGACAAAUGGGAAAACACAACAACAUUAACUCCUGACACCAACCUCUUUUUUGUUGUUGUUUAUUUUUGUUUUGUUCUUAUUAUACAUCUAUGCCUGAUUCCUCUUGCCUUCCGGUUCAAAGAGCAAAUCAGCGCUUCCGUCCAAUCAGCGAUGAUCUUUGUCGAUAGCUCUUUACCUUUUCCAUUAGAUUAGAUGAUGUCGUUUUGUGUUUUUAUAAAUGUUGUUGUGUUUUGUGA
Molecule: messenger RNA, 1595 nt
Organism: Scophthalmus maximus (turbot)
Lineage: Eukaryota; Metazoa; Chordata; Actinopteri; Pleuronectiformes; Scophthalmidae
Exons: 2
Coding region: 140-469 (109 amino acids)
Source: RefSeq, a predicted model, not a curated record